This is a messenger RNA of Medioppia subpectinata, 1191 nucleotides long. The record is from the annotation of a GenBank genome assembly. NCBI's taxonomy places the organism in Eukaryota, Metazoa, Arthropoda, Arachnida, Sarcoptiformes, Oppiidae.
AUGAGAGCUGGUCCGGCGCCCAAUGAAGUGGUAAGCGUUGAGCUCUUCCCCAGAGAUAACGCUAAAACACAUCAAACAUCUCAAUACGAAAUCGUCAAUAAUAUUAACCCAUCUCUCGUUAUCCGAAGAGGAGAUCCAUUUUAUAUCGCUCUUCGACUCAAUGGACAGUACGAUCAAAGUCGCGACAAAAUUAGGCUUGAAUUCAUGUUUGGUGCUCGUCCGCAGAUAGGAAAGGGAACUCUGAUAUAUUUGCCCAUUUCUAACAACAAAGACUUUACCAAAGACUCGAGCAAAUGGGACGCCAGAACCCAUCACAUUGAAGGCAAUCAAUUGACAAUUCAUGUCCACAUCCCGGCCAAUGUCGCGGUCGACGACGGCGUGUUUUUGCCGGACGAGACCAAACGUCGGGAGUAUGUGCUGAACGAUGUCGGGAAGAUUUAUAUUGGAUCUCAUUCUAAGCCUAAGGGCAGACAAUGGAUCUAUGGACAGUUCGCAGAUUCAGUACUUCCGGCGGUGAUGUUUAUGAUGGAUAAGACUCGACUAGACUACACGGCUCGGUCCAAUCCAGUGAAAGUGGUUCGUUCUGUGGCUGCGAUGGUCAACAGUCACGACGAUAACGGGCUAUUAGUGGGCAACUGGUCGGGCAAUUACAACGACGGGAACGCCCCGUGGCAGUGGACAGGGAGUGCCCCCAUAUUUGAGCAAUACUUGCGCAAUAAUGGGGAGCCAAUAAAGUUCGGUCAGUGUUGGGUGUUUGCGGGUUCGACCACAACGAUGAGCCGAGCGCUGGGAAUACCCGCGCGAACCAUAACCAACUUUGUGUCCGCUCACGACACCGACGAUAGUCUCACUGUUGACAAGUUCUUCACCCGAGAGGGCGAACCCAUUUCGGACGUCAACUCCGACUCGAUCUGGAAUUUUCACGUUUGGACCGAUGUCUGGAUGUCAAGGCCAGACCUGCCGCCGGGGUAUGGGGGCUGGCAGGUGAUUGACGCUACACCGCAAGAAUCAAGUGAUGUCAGUGGUCUCUACCAAACAGGCCCGGCAUCGCUCGAAGCCAUACGUAAGGGGGAGGUCGGACUCGCUUAUGACGUGCCCUUUGUGUUCGCUGAAGUGAACUCGGAUGUAGUGCACUGGCAGUUGGAUGAAACCAGUGAACUUGGUUGGAGAAAGAUCAAGACCAAUAAAUAC